Messenger RNA from Amyelois transitella, 1618 nucleotides. RefSeq lists its product as uncharacterized. The record is from RefSeq and is a predicted model, not a curated record. The transcript is spliced from 4 exons. Lineage: Eukaryota; Metazoa; Arthropoda; Insecta; Lepidoptera; Pyralidae. Bases 303 to 1409 code for a protein of 368 amino acids.
UGUACGGGCAUAUUGCUAGAUAUGGAUUUAUUAGAACCGUAUGCGUUAUAUGAUCGUUUAUUUGGAUGAAAUCUUUAGCGUAGAAUGAAUGAUUCAGUUAGAAUAAACGAAAAAAAGAAUUUAAACUACAUCUUAUCAAGCGAGAUUGUAAACAAAGAUUUUACGAUCUUUCUUGCAUUGUUAAUUCUAAAAGAUACCAUGCAAAAAGCUAUUAGACUAGGUUUGAUUGGGGAAAUUGUGUGAGCAUUCACCCGUGAAAUUAAAAUCUGUGAAUUCGAGAUUUAAUAUUAAAAACGUCAGUCAUGGUUGCAAGGUGGUCUUCUAUUUACUGUAUUAUAUACGUGGCUUUUUCGUCACAAAGGACACUAUCUAUGUCUUCAUUAAAUAGACGAUCGUUCUUUUUCGACAAGAAUAAUGCUGAAAAUGUUUUAACGGAUUUAAUAUACUCGAAAUCCUACUAUCCCAAAGAAAAAUCUUUGCCAAAAAACACAAUUGUUAAAGAUCCAGAUGAUGAUGUAGCAUAUCUCAUUUCAAAAUUGUCAGAUGAUGAAUUGAUAAAAUUGCUAAAUAAUCAACCCAGUAAAGCAGAGUACGAUUUAAAUGAUGUUGCCAAAAUAGUUUAUAGCACACAAUCUACCAAAUUUAAAUCUGAAAUAAAUCCAAUAAAAUUACAGUCAGACAAUAAGUCGUAUAAAAUCCGAAACAAGGUUUCAAAUGUUGAAAAAGAAGGCUCUCCAGGAGCUUUUUUUAAAUUGGAUCAUAAGGCAGUAGACACUGUCGGGAGUAAUAAUGACCAUAAUUACAAUGCAUUACAAAAAUUAAACAACUUCCUAUAUAACUACCCACAAACGUUGAAUGUAGAUCAAAGCACCGAAGAUAUGGACAAAAAGGGACAGCUUUUUGACGUUCUCGUAUCACAAUUAAAAACUUUAUGCUGUAAGAAAAGCAAUCCUAUAAAACCUUCUAGAUAUCAUUUCAAGUCCAGGGAACCGGAAACGGCGCCUAAUGACUACAUAUUUUUGAUUGUAAAUGAUGAAAUCAAAAGUAAUGUUAGUGAUGAACUUAUAUCAGUGGAUCCUGAUAGUUUAGCAACGAACAGUAGUGUUUUAUUGCUGGGACCGAUAACGAGUCCCUUAUCAGAUGGCCAACUAAAGUUUGUUGUAUCUCGUAUUGCGGCGGAAUUGUCAAAGCCAGAAUAUUUGCCACUAUUGCGUCAAUUAGCAGAGGGUACGCUCAGCGACCGAAAUAUGAAAAUUAUGAAGAGUUUAGUAACGGGUCCUGAAACUAGACGAUACAUCAAACCACAUAGAUGUAACCACCAGUCGAAGCUCGCCAGGGUCUACGGUGGUCCUAAAUGGCUUAUAUGCACAGGAUACUUAAACAUUAAUGGACCAAGCAUAUAUGAUUAAAAUUAUGUUUCAUACAAAAUAUGCUAAAACUGGAAAUGAGUUUGUUUUGUUAAAAUCCAGUUCAAAUUUGAAAACUUGUCGGGAUAACUUUUCAUCUUAGUUAUAUAACGUUUACAGAGAAAACGUUCCCCGUGUAUUCACACAACCCUGAAAUAUUUAUGAAGUAGUAUAAUCGUGAAUUCGAAUGUGUUAUAAUUGCAGAUGGGAUC